AUGUCCGCACCCAACAGCGCAACUGCCACCUCGAAGCCUGUAUCCAAGUCGUACUGGAAAGGCAAGGCCAAAGCCACUGAGAACGACUUCAACGACCUCAACCCCACAAUCACCUAUCGACACUUACACUCCAACAACCUCGGCGUACGCGAUCCACUGCGCGUUGUCGCGCUGUGCGACAGCGACGCGUUCUACGCGGCGUGCGAGCAGGUACGACUAGCGCUCGACCCCGCGCUGCCCCUCGUUGUGCAACAGUGGGACUCGCUCAUCGCGGUCAACUACCCCGCGCGCACGUACGGCAUCUCGCGCAUGGACAAGAUUCGAGACGCGCGGAAACGCUGCCCGGACCUCGUCGUUGUGCACGUCGCGACGUACAGGGAGGGCGAGGCGGAGCCGGGGUACUGGGAGAAUCCGGACACGCGCACGCACAAGGUGUCGCUGGACCACUACCGGCGCGAGAGCAUGAAGAUCAUACAGCUGUUCAAGGAGGGGCUCCCGGGCGGGGAAGUCGAGAAGGCGUCCAUCGACGAGGCGUUUAUUGACUUUACGCGUCCUGUGCGCGAGGAACUGCUCAAACGAUAUCCCUACCUCGCUGUAGUCCCACCUGACGCGCCGAAUGGUGUCGACAGUCCUCUUCCCCCUCCACCACCAAUAUCCUGGGACGGGCUAGCCACAAUCGUACCUGUGAAUCCGCCUAAAGAGCCACCAAAAGAACAAGAUCUCCCCGCUGGAGAAUCAGUAGAAUCUACUGCGGAGGACCAGAAGUCGAAUAUCUCGGAGCCAACUGACGACGACGAGGUCGUCGAGGAGGACGAUUCACUUACCACUUGGCACGAUGUCGCGUUGUCCAUCGCAGCAGAGCUUAUGCUACGUAUUCGAGAAGACAUUCGCACGAAACUGGGAUACACAACUUCUGCUGGUAUUGCACGGAAUAAGUUCCUCGCUAAGCUCACUGCCUCGUACAAGAAGCCAAUGAAUCAGACCGUCCUGCGAAACGCCGCGAUACCCAAUUACUUGAAACCAAUGGCCUUCCAGAAGAUCAGGUUUUUAGGCGGAAAACUCGGCAAGGCACUCGCAGAGGAGUACGACGUCUCCACUGUUGGUGAUCUCUUGACGAUAAGCCUGGAAGAGAUGCAACGAAAGUUCGGCGAAGACUCUAUCUGGGUGUAUGAGAUUCUACGGGGCAUCGAUCGAUCAGAAGUCAAGGAGAAAUCUGCGGUCAACAAGAGCAUGCUCGCCUCGAAAAACCUACCUCAACCGAUUACGAAGGCAACGCAAGGCUACCACUGGAUCCGGGUUCUAGCAGCAGAGCUCGCGUUGCGCCUCAACGAGGCGCGCGAAGCCAAUACUGCGCUAUGGCCGAAGACCAUUGUUUUGCAUAUACGACAAGGCUAUGAGACAUCGAAGUCGAAGCAGACGCCUUUUCCAUUCACCAAAACCGUCACCGUGGACGUAAUCGCAGCUUAUGGCGAUAAACUAUGGAAGGAACUGGUCGGCCCCGGCGGUUCAACACCAUUCAACGUCACCAACGUACAGCUAUCGUUCUCCGGCAUUGGGAUCAUGGAAACCGGCCAGCGGAGCAUAGAAGGGUUCUUGGCGGCCAGACGUGCGAUUGAGGAGCAGACUGUCACUCAGACCGAGGCGGCAGAGGGAAGCACAAGCAAACCUCCAUCUGCGCUGAAACGCAAACGCUCCGCUUCUCCCACAAAGGAACCCCGACAGUCAGAUCUACAAGACCAAGCUGUGUCCUCCGCCCGUCCAAGCGCGAUCAAUGAGCGGGACGAGCAGUUCUCCUUUGUCUGCGAGAAGUGUGGACAGCGCGUAUGGCUGGGCGAUGCAGAUGCGGCGCGUGAUGUGGAUGCGGAUGGUCGCCAGGAGCAUGCGGGCGCUUUUGACGCCAUCAGGGAGGAGGCGUUGGCUGCGCUGCGCCUUGAGCACGCUGAUUUUCACUUCGCACAGGAGCUCGCGGCGUCGGCGGAUGGGAAUGUCCCGAAGCGCGUCAUCCGGCCUGUGGAUCGACCCGCGCCGGCGGCCAAGAAGAAGAAGAGCAAGAAGAAGUCGGGCGAAGAAGGCAUCGCGAAGUUCUUCAGCAAGAGGUAGCCCUCAGUGCGG
Molecule: messenger RNA, 2112 nt
Organism: Trametes versicolor FP-101664 SS1
Lineage: Eukaryota; Fungi; Basidiomycota; Agaricomycetes; Polyporales; Polyporaceae
Product: DNA/RNA polymerase
Exons: 11
Coding region: 1-2100 (699 amino acids)
Biological process (GO): response to radiation; error-prone translesion synthesis
Cellular component (GO): site of double-strand break; nucleus; replication fork
Molecular function (GO): DNA-directed DNA polymerase activity; damaged DNA binding
Source: RefSeq, a predicted model, not a curated record